Molecule: messenger RNA, 1065 nt
Organism: Thermochaetoides thermophila DSM 1495
Lineage: Eukaryota; Fungi; Ascomycota; Sordariomycetes; Sordariales; Chaetomiaceae
Exons: 1
Coding region: 1-1065 (354 amino acids)
Biological process (GO): maturation of 5.8S rRNA; maturation of LSU-rRNA
Cellular component (GO): preribosome, large subunit precursor
Source: RefSeq, a predicted model, not a curated record
AUGGCAGGCUCAGUAAAGAAACGCUCACUCAGCGACGGGCUCAAGGGCCGAGUUGCCCCGCCGCCGAAGAAGCAGAAGAAGAUGGAGUACCGCAGCAGCUCAGAAAAGUCCGACAGCAGUAGCGAUGACGGUGGCGUACCUCUCCCUCCUAAUCUUCUCGACUCGGACGACGAAGAUUUUGAUAACAUUGAAGUUGACGAUGGCGCUACGACGGCAUCAUCCUCGGAUGACGAUUCCGACUCGGAUUCAUUCUCCGAAAGCGAACCUAAACCCAAGAAGAGCGCAAAGUCAUCAAAGCAAGCACCAAAACCGCCAAAGAAGGACGACAAGAACUUCGUCGCCAAAGAUGCCCCCUCCUCAGAAGAAUCUGACUUUUCGGAAUACGGUUCCGACCAUGACGAUGACUCCGACGAGGAAGGCGAGAAUGACGAGUACUCUGACCUCUCAGACGCCGACACCCACGCCAGCUCCGUCGCAGGCUCGGCCACCUCCUCAAAAUCUGGCCAACACAAGAAAUCUAAGCGCAAUGACCCCGACGCCUUUGCGGAAUCCAUGAAGAAGAUGCUCUCGAGCAAACUCCCCGCCUCCAAACGCGCCGACCCCAUUGUGGCGCGCAGCGCUGCCGCCGCCGAGCACGCCCGUCAAGCAGCUGAUGCAGCGCUCGAGGCUAAGGCGCGCAAGCGGUUGCGCGAGCAGAAGAGGCUUGCACUGGAGAAGGGUCGCGUGCGCGAUGUGCUGGUUGCCAGUACGACGCGGACGUUCAACGUCGAAACGGGCAAGGUUGAGGAGGUGGUAGAUGAGGAAGGGGUUACGACGGAGCAAAUCAUUGAGAGAGAGAGGAAGCUGAGGAAGAUUGCGCAGAGGGGUGUGGUUAAGCUAUUCAAUGCCGUGCGCGCGGCGCAGCUAAAGGCUUUAGAAGCCGAGAAGGCUGCUAGGAGAGAGGGUGUUAUUGGUUCGAAGCAGAAAGAGGAGAAGGUGACAGAAAUGAGCAGGAAGGGGUUCUUGGAUUUGAUUGCCAGCGGUGGUGGAGGGCUGAAGAAGGGGGCUCUGGAGGAGGCACGGUAA